Conger conger (European conger) is the source of this 1533-nucleotide messenger RNA. RefSeq names its product EGF-containing fibulin-like extracellular matrix protein 2. The record is from RefSeq and is a predicted model, not a curated record. Lineage: Eukaryota; Metazoa; Chordata; Actinopteri; Anguilliformes; Congridae. Gene Ontology annotation, molecular function: calcium ion binding.
GUCGGCUGGAGCACACGCUGGAGCCUGGAACACACACAUCACAACACACACUGGAGCAAAGGACCAUCUGACUCUUCAACAGAGAGAGUGCAAGUACCUCUGGAAAGACCUGUGUGGACGUGCCCUCUCUUGCUUUCCGCGCUGCCUGUGUGUGUGUGUGUGUGUAAGCGUGUGUAGCGUGUGUAAGCGUGUGUAAGCGUGUGUAAACAUGCAGGGUGCGUGUUUGUUGCUCUCUCUGUGCGUGUGUGUGUGGCUCGUGCCUGACGCAGUGUCUCAGAACCCCGCAGAAAACGACACAUACACGGAAUGCACAGAUGGAUAUCAGUGGGACACAGAAUCUCAACACUGCAAAGACGUGGAUGAGUGUGAGACUAUCGCGGAGGCGUGUAAGGGGGAGAUGAAGUGUUUUAAUCACUACGGGGGCUAUCUGUGCCUCCCCCGCUCUGCGUCCGUGCUGACCGCCCCAGAGCCGGCCGGCCAAUCGGAGCCCAGCCUGCCUGCGGAGGGAAGCGAGGCCUUCAGCCCCUGUCCGCUGGGGUAUGAGGCCCAGGGCGAGAGCUGCCUGGAUGUGGACGAGUGUGAGCUGGAGCUCCAUGACUGCCAGCCCAGCCAGCAGUGUGUGAACACCCCGGGGGCCUUCACCUGCCAGUGCCCUGACGGCUACAGCAAGAUCGGCCUGGAGUGUGUGGACAUUGAUGAGUGCAGGUACAGGUAUUGUCAGCAUCGCUGUGUAAAUGUCCCCGGCUCCUUUUCCUGUCAGUGUGAACCUGGCUUCCAGCUGGCCGGAAACAACCGCUCCUGCAUCGAUGUGAAUGAGUGUGACAUGGGCGCCCCCUGUCAGCAGAGGUGUUAUAACACCUACGGGACCUUCCUGUGCCGCUGUGAGCAGGGCUACGAGCUGGGCCCUGACGGAUUCAGCUGCAACGAUAUCGAUGAGUGUGGGUACUCCAGUUAUUUGUGCCAGUUCCAGUGUGUAAAUGAGCCCGGGAAGUUCUCCUGUAUCUGUCCUGAGGGCUACCAGUUACUGGGGUCACGACUCUGCCAGGAUGUGAAUGAGUGUGAAACAGGGGAGCAUGAGUGCUCUGGGGGACAGACCUGCGUCAACAUUCACGGCGGAUACCAGUGUGUCGACACCAACCGCUGCACAGACCCAUACGUACAGGUGUCAGACAAUCGGUGUGUGUGUCCCGUGGUGAAGCCGGCCUGUCGGGAGCUGCCCUUCUCCAUCGUGCACCGCUACAUGAGCAUCAGCUCGGACCGCUCUGUCCCCUCCGACGUGUUCCAGAUCCGCACCAGCGUGUACCCUGGGGCCUACAACACCUUCCGCAUCCGCAGCGGGGACCAGAGCGGAGACUUCUACAUCCGGCAAAUCAACAACAUCAGUGCCAUGCUGGUCCUGGCUCGGCCUGUCACCGGGCCCCGGGAGUAUGUCCUGGACCUGGAGAUGGUGUCAAUCAACCCCCUCAUGAGCUACCAGACCAGCUCCGCCCUCCGGCUGUCUGUGCACGUGGGGCCCUACCCCUUCUAACGGAG